This is a messenger RNA of Onychostoma macrolepis, 5835 nucleotides long. RefSeq names its product R3H domain-containing protein 2. The record is from RefSeq and is a predicted model, not a curated record. The coding region runs from base 670 to 3846 and encodes 1058 amino acids. NCBI's taxonomy places the organism in Eukaryota, Metazoa, Chordata, Actinopteri, Cypriniformes, Cyprinidae. Gene Ontology annotation, molecular function: nucleic acid binding. The transcript is spliced from 27 exons.
CCUCUGACGUCACGGCCCCGCCCACUCAAGUUCUGUUUGAUCGCUGCGCGCUGUUGACAGAGAGCUGCCGCGAACUCGUGCUUGGAGGCGAUUAAACGGUGUUAAGCGGCAGCGGGCUGUCGUUAUUCGGUUACCGGGGGGCUCGGUGGGUUAUCACUUUAAACAUGUUCACCUAACCCAUCCUGAGCGGCAGUAAUGCGCUCACGAGUUCGUGAGGCGGCCGAUUGUCAUUUUGACUUAGCUCGCGUUCGCUUAGCCGCCACAGGCUAAUUAAUUAACCCAUAGUGUGAGGUAAAUAUUCACUCCAAAUCAUCGGAAACGCGACAAAAACGCCACAACGCGUCCAGAACGCCGACCUACAGCGAGGACCAGUGUUGUUUCGUCGUAUUGAAUGAACGCGAGGGAUUAACGGAAGAAAGAAACUCGUACAGGUUUGGAACAACUUGAGGCAGGUGGAGCUGUGACGAUUGUGUCGAUAAGAACGUCGCACAGGAUGCAAGGAAACUGAGAACACACUCGUUCAACAUGACGUCCCCCCCGCCUUCAUCUCAGCCAUAGGAACACACACACACACACGCACACACACCCACACACACGCAGAAGAACACACACCAUCACACUACAGCCCCAGGUGUGUCAGGGUUUGUGAGGUGUGCGCUUUGAGGGAUCAUGUCUGUGGUCUUCACACCCGACGGGAUGAAGGAGGGCGACGACUCUCUGCCCAUCGAUGCUCCCGCAGGCAUCCGUGGCAAAAGCAGCCUGUCGGCGCCCGCUAAAGACACCAACGCCGACAGCACAGAUCCAGACGACAACCUCUCCCAGGAUGCACAGCGACGCUGUCAGAAUCACGGCCACACUAGGAAACGAGCCAAGUCGAAUGCAAAGCUCAAGCUGGUGAGGAGUCUUGCAGUUUGUGAAGAAUCUUCAGGACCGUUUUCAACCGACUGUCCUCCAGAAUCACAGGAAAUCAUUCAGCUUCACAUCAGCUGUCCAUCCGAUAAAGAGGAGGAGAAAUCCUCGAAAGACGAGUACGAGAAUGAGGAAAGGGAAAAGAAGGAUAAAACUCCACGCAAGAUGCUCUCGCGCGACUCCAGUCAGGAAUACACUGAUUCCACAGGGAUUGAUGUGCAUGAGUUCCUGGUGAACACACUGAAAAACAACCCCAGAGACAGAAUGAUGCUGCUCAAGCUGGAACAGGAUAUCCUGGAUUUCAUUAGUGAUGAGAAUAAUCAGUAUAAGAAGUUUCCUCAAAUGACCUCAUAUCAUCGCAUGCUGCUGCAUCGGGUCGCUGCCUACUUUGGCAUGGAUCACAACGUGGACCAAACAGGCAAAGCUGUCAUCAUCAACAAGACCAGCAACACACGCAUCCCCGAGCAGAGGUUCUCAGAGCACAUUAAAGAUGAGCGCAACAUGGACUUCCAGAAGAAGUUCAUCCUGAAGCGAGACGAUGCCAGCAUGGAUAAGGACGAUAAUCAGAUCCGAGUACCGCUGCAGGACGGCCGUCGCAGUAAGUCCAUCGAGGAGCGAGAGGAGGAGUACCAGCGCGUCAGAGAUCGCAUCUUUGCACGAGAAUCCUCACAGAAUGGAUACAUCAAUGAUAACAGACUGUCCACUGACGGCUACUCCUCGUCCUCCCAAAAGCGGAGGCAGAUUUUUAGGGGAAACAGGGAAAGCUCCAGCCGGGCGUCCAGCAGUCGCCAGAGCAGCACCGACAGCGACAUGAAGAGCCUGGAGCCGCGUCCGUGGAGCAGCACAGACUCGGACAGCUCCAACCGCACGCUCAGACCUCCGGUCACCAAAGCCAGCAGCUUCAGCGGCAUCUCCAUCCUCACGCGCGGAGACAGCCUGGGCAGCAAGGGCUCGCAGGGCAGCGCCAGGGGUUCACGUACAGGUCUUCCCACAGUCACUCCGGACGUUUGUACCCCGGCUCAUCCGCCCCAGCAGAGCCGCGGGCUCCUGCCGUGUCCCCUGAACUGCCCCUCCGGAGCCCCUCAGACCCCGAGCCAACAGGCCCCUCCGCCGCUGCUGCCGACCCCGACUCUCACACACACACACGCCCACACACACACACACACUCACACACAGCACGCCAUCAGCGCGCACAAUCACAUGCUGCCUCAGCCGGUGGCGUCUCUGCAGCCGUCUGCGCAGGCUGUGUCUUACUCAAACCCUUCGUGCCCUCAGGUCAUCCUGCCUGUUUCUCCUUCCCAGCAGUACAACAUGGGAGAUGAGUUGACUUCAGGUUUUGGGCAGAUGUCUCUGAGCCGUCAGGGCUCCAGCGAGGCACCAGAGCCACCCAGCCUAUACCAACCUCCGCCUACCGUACUAUCCCAGCAUCCUCCACCCCAGCCCAGCUACAUCAUGCCCCCGCCGCCUUCUGGAUACCAGCCUGCCGCUCCACACCCACAUCCACCUCCACCUCCGCCUCCGCCAACACAACCCAUCCUACAGACAGCUCCACCCGCGCAGGGAUACAUGCAGCCUCCACCGCAGCAGAUCCAGGUUCAGUAUUAUUCCACCGGAGGACAGUAUCCGAGUUCAGGCCAGCAGUUCCGCUCCAUCUCUCACCAGGUGUCGUACCCCGCACAGCGCUCUCAGCCGCUGCCCCCGCCGGCGCAGCCCUCCGCUCCUCUCCAGCCCAUGAUGACCAAUCAGCAGCCUGCGUACCAGAGCAUGAUGGGAGUCCAGCAGCCUCAGAGCGCCAGUAUGAUGAACACACAGCGCACAGCCAUGAAUGGACAGAUGCCGGGCAUGAUGGUCCAGUACCCACCCAUGCCCUCCUAUCAGGUGCCUGUAGCUAAUGAGAGUCAGUCUGUGGUGCAGCAGCAGUACCAGCAGCCCGUCAUGGUUCCCGCCAGUCAGUCCGUACAGGGAGCCAUGCCGACCGCGGCACCCAUGCCAGUCUACUACAGCGUACUGACGCCCACACAACAGAACAGCACAAGUCCAUCUGUGGGUUACCUGCAGCCGCCCAGUUCGGAUCAGUACCAGAUGACCCAGUCUGCCUCACCCUGCAGCCCACAGCCAAUGCAACAGCAGUAUUCAGGGGUUCCUCCUCCUGGUGCUGGUGUGAUGGUAAUGCAGCUCAGUGUCCCUAACGGACCGCAGCCGACCCAGAAUCCUCCUCUGGUGCAGUGGAACCCCUGCAAAUACUACAGCAUGGAGCAGAGACCCAGCAAGCCUGAGCAGCAGGUCAGCACUCAGCUCAGCAGUCCGCUGGCUUCUCCCACACAGUCUCCGGCUCCCUCUCCGUCUGGCAGUGUGAACACUGUGUGUCCGGGUCUCGGCCCGCUGCCUCUCAUCUCACAGUUCCCUCGGCCCGGCGGGCCAGCACAAGCAGAUGGACGCUACUCUUUACUGGGGCAGCCGCUGCAGUACAGUCUGUGUCCUCCUCCCAUCAUGCACAACCACAACCAGUCCUCCUACAGCUCCCAUCAGAGUCAGGGAGUGAUGAAGCACGGAGCGCGGGGUAAAAGACAAACGCUCAAAUCUGCCUCUACAGACCUGGGAACUACUGACGUGGUGGUGAGUCGGGUGCUGGAGGUGACCGACCUCCCCGAGGGCAUUUCUCGUCCGGAGGCCGAGAAGCUCUUCAACCAGCUCUCGCUCUGCGGCGCCAAGAUCCAGUGGCUGAAGGACCCUCAGUGUCCCCGGGGCCCCGGCGGCGGACGGGGAGACGCCAACGACCCGGCUCACCUCUACACCGUGGUGGCCGUGUUCCCCAACACAAUGGCGGCCCAGAGCGCCUCCUUCAAACUCAACAACAGCGGCGGGAGUUUGUUCAAACUGCGCGCCACCAAAAAGAACUAUGACUUGCGCGUGCUGGAGCGAGCGAGCUCGCAGUGAGUCGGGAGAGAGAGAGAGGAAGUCGAAGAUGUCAAAGGGAAGAGAUCAUCCUGGUGUUCCUUAGGGAUCUUUUUUAUUGUUUUGUAUCAUUAACAGAAGAGCACAUAUGACACAGAAGCGUGUUGCGUUGUAUGUGUACCGUAUGACGCACGCGCGCACACUCAUAGACACAAGCGGACGUCUUAAAGGGACAGUUCAGAUGAAAACAAAAUGAUUUACUCACUUUCAUGGCGUCCCAAACCUGCAUGACUUAUUUUCUUCUGUGGAACAUGCGAGCAGAUAUUUUGAAGAACGUUGGUAACACAUUUUCAGACUUAAUGAAAAUACUACGAAAGUUAAUGGGUACCAAAACACUUCAUUGCCAGCUGUUUUAUGCUUUUUGUGUGUGUGUUCUCUGCAAAAAGAAAAAAAUUCAUACAGGUGAAUUAUGACACAAUUUUCAUUUUUGUGCAAACUCUCUCUUUAAAGGGAUAGUUUUGCCCUAACAUUAAAAUUCUGUCAUCAUUUACUCACCUUCAUGUCUUUCCAAACCUGUUUGACUUUCUUUCUUCUGUGGAACAUAAAAGAAGAUAUUUUGAAGAACGUUGGGAAUGGUCUUGGUUCCCAUUGACUUCCAUUCUGUUGGAAAUACAAUGGAAGUCAAUGGGAACCAGGAAUGUUUGUUUGCCAGCAUUUUUUUAUAUCAUGCUUUUGCAAAAAAAAAAGAAAUGUUUACAGGUAUAGAACGACGUGAAUGUGAGUAAAUGGACAGAUUUUUCAUUUUUAGGCAAACUGAAGAGAUGGUUUACCCCAAAAUUAAAGUUCUGUCAUCAUUUAUUCAUGUCGUUCCGAACCUGUAAGACAUGUUUCUUCUGUGGAAUAUAGAAGAUGAUACUUUGAAGAAUGUUGGGAAUCAAACUGGUUCCCAUUGACUUGCAUUACAGUACAUGGAAAUACAAUGAAGUCAAUGGGAACCAAAAAUGUUUGUUUUUUCACAUCAUGCUGCUUUUGAAGAAAGAAAUGCAUACAUGAAUGACAUAAACGAAGACAUCAUUUUUUUGGAUGAACUAUCCCUUUAAAAGAAUAGUUCAGGCUUAAAUGAAAAUCUUGUCUUCAUUUAUUCACCUUCAUGUCGUUCCAAACCUGUUUGACGUUAUUUAAGUGGAGCACAAACUGAGAGUUUUUGAAAAUCGUUCUUUAAGAACUCUAGAAAAUAUAUCAAGCACUGAAAAAAAUAUUACAAAAAGAUCCAUAUGACCAAAAGUUGGUGAUGUUUGACAUCGUAUAGUCGAGAUGCUGUUUUCCAGCCCACGUGACUCUCAUAACGCCUUCAGAAGAAUAUAAACGCAACUCAUUUUAUGGUACUUUAAUCUCAUUUGUGGAGCUCGACAGCUUUAUGUAAAGCAAAAUAAAGCUUCUUCCAAAACAGAAGAAAUGAAGUCAAGCAGGUUUGGUGUGGAAACACUGAAAGAAUGGCUGGUUUACUCUGAACUGUGUCUUUAACGCGCCGCCGAAGCCUCGUCUCUCCACGCGCUCAUCCGUCUUCGUCUCUCUCUCUUCCUCUGGCGAGCUCUCUCUCUCUCAUCAUCUUCUCUUUCUCACGUUGUUCACUUUGGAUUUCUUCCUCUUUCACUUUCUAGCGUCUCUUGCUUUCUGUUUUGCCUUAACGCUGUUGUGGACUUCUGUAUCGCGCUGUUUAUUUUCUCUCUCUCUCUCUCUCUCUCUCUCAGAUGAAUCUUCUUUUCUCGGUUCAGUAUAUUUAUAUAAGUGAUGUAAGGAUUAUAAGAAAUAAUCUAUAUAUUCAGUGAUUCUUUUCCCGUGGAUAAGUUGAAGCUCCUUUGCUCCCCUCUCUCGCGCCUCCUCCUCGUUGUGUUUGCGUUUUUCCGUGGACAGCUGUGCAGAAAGUAUCUGAGGUAUUUAAAAGUGCACAAUGAUUGCGAAUGUCUACUGUAAAUUCCAUUUAAUCUGUUAUUUUUUGUUUGUUUUUAAAAAUAUAAAAGAUAACUCAAA